AUGGGCGGCUGUGUGACGCGCCUGCGCCGCGGAUGCCGCGGAAGCCGCGAGGGGCAGCUGCUGCAGGAGGACUCCAGUGUCCACCUAUCCGGUGAGGUGCACAUCCUAUUGCGAGGCUUGGCCGGGCAGGAGCUGCAGCUGACGCUGCCCUCGAGCGCGCGGGUGCAAGAGCUACGGGAGGCGGUGCGCCAGCAGUGGCGUAUACCGCUGCUGAUGCAGAGUUUCAUCCGCGGUGAUGACGUGGUGGCGAGCGCUGGGGUUCAGCCGCUGGGAGCGGCGCUGGAGCUGCCGGAGGGCGGCCAGGUGGAGCUGACGUGCGUUGGUGGAGCUCUGCCAGAAGAAGAGCAGGCAAAGGUUGAUGGCAGGUUGCUCUACGCGACUGCCGCAGGUGACCAUGCUGGCAUGGAGGCCGCCCUUGCUGAUGGAGCCCGGGCACGAUGCAAGGGCCACACCCCCGCGCCCUUCUUUGUGGCGCGUGCGGCGAAGGAUUCCAAGGCGGAAGGGCUGCUCAGAGACGCAGGGGCCAGCGAGUCCGAUGAUGAGGACUUCGCGAGCCUCCGGAAGGCGUUCGCUGCCAAGAGCCUCUCUGGUGCCGUGAAGUGCUUGGCGCGUGGUGCGGAUGUGAACACCUGGCUGCGCCGCGGGGAUGGCGUCAUGGACACUUCAGGUGGUACGCCGCUCCACGCCUGCUGUGCUCAGCAUGGCCAACCCGGUGCUGCUGCUGUGGUGGCCUUGCUGCUGCGUAUGCGCGCUGACAUCAAUGCUGGAGACAGCGAGGGCGACUCCCCCUUGGCGCAUGCGCGCUAUUUCGGAGCCAAGGAGAUCGAGCAGCUUCUCCGACAGCACGGGGGGCAGCUGAAGGGUCCUUACUACCAGCUCCUCGGAGCCAAAGAUUUGUCCAAGGACAAGCUGGCCCUGCAGCGGCUGCGGGAAGCGGCGGAGACCGCAAAGAUCGAGUUGUCCAGCAAAGUUCAGACCGACGUGAACUUGCCCUUCAUCACGGCGGACCAGACAGGUCCGAAGCACCUGAACAUCCAGCUCACUCGGUCGAAGCUGGAGCAGCUUGUGGACCCCUUGUUGAGCCGAACGAAGGCCCCAUGCCUCGCAUGCAACAAGGAUGCCGGCGUGAAGCCUGAUGAGAUCAACGAAGUGCUGCUGGUGGGUGGCAUGACCCGAAUGCCCAAGGUCACCGAAUUGGUGAGGUCGAUCUAUGGCAAGGAUCCCUCGAAGGCCGUGAACCCCGACGAGGCCGUGGCCAUGGGGGCGGCCAUCCAGGCCGGAGUGCUGAAGGGAGAUGUGAAGGAUGUGCUUCUAUUGGACGUCACCCCCCUGUCCUUGGGCAUCGAAACCCUUGGCGGUGUCUUCACCCGCCUCAUCAACCGAAACACGACCAUCCCGACCAAGAAGUCCCAAGUCUUCUCCACGGCUGCUGACAAUCAGACGCAGGUGGGUAUCAAGGUCUUCCAGGGCGAGCGCGAGAUGGCGGCGGACAACCAGAUGCUCGGCCAGUUCGACCUCGUUGGCAUCCCACCGGCGCCCAGAGGGGUUCCGCAGAUCGAGGUGGCCUUUGACAUCGAUGCCAAUGGCAUUGUCAAUGUCAGUGCCUCCGACAAGGGCACCGGCAAGAAGCAGGCCAUCACCAUCCGAUCCAGCGGCGGUUUGUCCGACGCGGAGGUGGAGAAGAUGGUGCAGGAGGCAGAACAGAUGAGGGAGCAAGACCAGAGGAAGAAGGACACUGUGCAGGCAAAGAAUGAGGCAGAGACUCUCGCCUAUCAGGCCGAGAAGCAGCUGACUGAGCAGAAGGACAAGAUGAGCACAGCAGAUGCCGACGAGCUCAAGAAGCUGAUGGAGGACCUCCGGGCCGCCAUCCACAAGGAUGACGCAGAUCUGGAUGAGAUCAAGCAGAAGCACAAG
This is a messenger RNA of Effrenium voratum, 1914 nucleotides long. The record is from the annotation of a GenBank genome assembly. NCBI's taxonomy places the organism in Eukaryota, Dinophyceae, Suessiales, Symbiodiniaceae.